AUGUCAGAAGACCAAGUUAACGAAACCAAUGAUGUAAGUGAGUCUUAAAAACCAGUUGAUAUUUAAGGUGAUCCACCAUUAAUUGAUCAAAAAAUAGCUCAAUCUACUUAUGGAAAUGAUGAUGUACCUAUUGGGAAAUCUUAAAACAAAUAAAUGUUUGACGAAUUUCCACCUGAAGGUUUCGUCCCUAAAAAGCCACCUCCUAAGAAGGCAACCAAAAAACCAGUGCAUGCUCCUCCUGUUGAAAAUGAUGAACCUAAAGUUGUAAUUAACCCUGAUGAUAUACCGAUUAAAUAAGCAGGAGCAAAUGUGAUGGAUGAUUAGCCUGUUGGUGGAGGCAAAAAAUUUGCAAUUAGCGAAUAUCCCGAAGGAAUGGAAGGAGGAGGAGAAGAAAUUUAAUAGACAGUCCUACCAUUAGCUUAGCGCUUGAAGUCAAAAGCAUGGAAAUUAAGGCAAAGUGCGUUUGAGGAAAUGGCAGAAUUCUUUCAAAAAGACGAAUCUCUUGAUGAAUACUACGAAGAAUGGCCUAAAUUAAUCAAUGACAAUAAUCCUGGAAGUUAAGAAAAAGCUUUGAUAGCCCUUUAAAUAUUUAUUGCUAAGUGCAUUAAAAGCUAAUUUGCAGCAAGAUUUGAUGCUAAAGAGACUAUUAGAAUGUUAAUUGAUAAAUGCAUUGCACCAGGAAAGAAGCAAAUAGUCAAACUUAGUUAUGAAAUUUUAUUUGAUAUUUUUGAAAGAAGAGAUAAACAAGAGAUGUUUGAUGUAGUUAAUGAAAUGUUGAAAAAUAAAGUGCAAAAAGUAUAAUGUGCUGCAAUUCAAAGUUUAAUUGAACUAUUGAUUACAUUUGGUCCUAAGAGAUUGGAUUAUUUGAAACCCUUUUUUCCAGAAAUUGAGAAGCUAUCUCAAUCUACAGUUUCUUCAAUUAAGACUGAAUGCAUGAACUUUUACAAGGAAGCUCAUAAAUGGUUGGGCGAACCAAUUUUAGCUCCCUUUAUAAAAGGCUUAAAAAAACUGCAAUUAGAAGAAUUAGAGAAAUUUCAAAAAGAAUGGCAACCCGUUCCAAUGGUGCCAACAAGAGGAGGAGAUGCUGUAACUGUUGGAUAAGGAGGUGGAGCUAAUAAUGGGUUAGAUGCAUAUGAUUUGGUUGAUGCAGUUGAUAUUUUCAAUAAAUAUAAUGAAAAGUGGUGUGAUAAGGUCUUGGCCUAGACUAAAUGGAAUGAAAAACAAGCCUUGUUAGAUUAACUGUUAAAAGAGGCAGCUACUCCUAAAAUAGCUGCUGGUAACUAUGUCCCAAUGAUUGCUCUGAUUAAAAAGCUAUUGGCAGAUUCUAAUUAGGUAAUAAAUGUAUGUGCUAUUAAAUUAUGCGGAGCUUUUGUUAAGGGGCUUAGAAAAAACUUUAAUGCUUAAGCAAAACUUCUAUUUCCUCUUUUGAUGGUUAAAUUGAGGGAAAAAAAAAACAUUUGUUAAGAAGCAAGAGCUGCUUUGGAAUUAUUUCAUUACUGUUUAUAAGUGGAAGAUGUUGUAGAAGAUUUCAAAGAAGGACUUGCUGAUAAAAAUCCUUAAAUGAGAGCCCAAUGUCUGCUAUUAUUUGCUAAACUUGUUUAAUUGAAAGGAUUUCCACAAGGAGCACCUAAACCUAAGUUUGUAGAUUGCGUCAAAUAAAUAUUACCCCAAGCAAAGAAACUUAUAGAAGAUAGUGUUCCAGAUGUAAGAGAGGCAGCAGUAUAGAGUCUAGGCACUCUGAAACCUUAUCUAUCAGACUAAUUAAUCAAUUCCUUUUAUUCAGAUAUUGGAUAAUAAAAAUUAAGUAAAAUCAAUGAGAUUUCUGGUCAAAUUGAAGAGGAGAAGAAAAAGGAACAAAUCAAAAAAUAACCUCCAUAAACUAAAGAAUAACAAUCAGCUUCGUAAAUUCAAUAAUCUGCUACACAAAACAAUACAAUUCAAUAGGGGACUGCCAAGAAACCUCCACUUUAUUCAAAAAGUAAUAUUGUCAUUACUGAAUAACCAGAUUAAAGUGUAGAUCAAUUAGAAAACUCGCUUAGAGGUUAUGGAGUUGAUGAUCAGUUCUUUGAGAAUAUAAAUGGUAUGGCUAAAUAGAAGGCUGAAGCUAUUAAAAUGCUCGAAAAUGAAACAGAUGUCAUGCAAAAUCAUUUUGAAGACAUAUUGAAUUUCUUAAGAUUUAAAUUGAAGGAUUGGAAAGAAGCAAAUCUUUCAAUCAACAAGGAACUGUUCUCUAUUUUAAUCUAUGCCAACAACUUGGAUCCUAAGCCUUUUACUCAAAAAUCAUUUUAGCCUUUGUGCAAACUCCUGGUUGAAAAAAUGACUGAUUCCAAAUUUAGAGAAGAUAUCUAUAUAAUUUUGAAGGGAUGUUGUGAAUGUGUCAAUCCGAAAUAUAUCAUAUUGUAUUUGAUGACUUAAGCUGUGCCAAAGGAAGACAAGGAAAGUGGAAAAGUUAUGAUUGUGCCUCCUUAAAAGACUGGAGAAGUAAUUAACAAUAUCUCCAAGAUUAUUGAAAUAGUUACUAUUCGAAAUGUUCCCACUAAAGAAAUUAUAGAUUUCGGCAAAGAAUAAUUGCAAUCAACAAAUGCUAUUAUCAAGACUUCUUGUGUAGAAUUGUUUAAAACUAUCUAUAAGUAUAUUGGUUAAGAGUUACUUUAGUUUUUAUAAGAUGUCUAACCACCAAUUAUGAAAACACUAAGCUCUGAAUUCGAAAAAAUAUCAGUUUUAACUUCUUAUGAACCUUCAAUCACUUUUACAGGAGAAGCAGCUAAAGAAUGUGGAGUUAUACAGUCUCAGCCCUUAUCUUAAUCCAUUAUGCAAUCUACACAAUCAUCCAUGAAUGAUAACUUACCAAGAGCUGACAUUUCAAACUAGUUAUAAUCAGUCUUAAAGAAAAUGGCCGAUAUCUAAUGGAAUAAGAGAAAGGAAGGAAUUGAAGAAUUAGAUAAAAUAUUAAUACACAAUAAUAAUAGAAUUUAAAUAAAUGGAUUAAACGAUUUAAUCAAUAUGUUAAAACAAAGAUUGAGUGAUAACAAUAAAUAAUUAGUUAGGCCUAUUGUACAAAUUGUGGGUAGAGUUGCUGAAGCCUGUGGAAAAGAUUUCAAAUCUUCAGGCAAGUAAUUAAUUUAACCAUUAAUUUCUAUUCUUAGUGAUAAACAAGUAUUAGUUAGGUAGGAUGUUGUUGCUAGUUUAGAUAAAUUUUGUAUAGCCAUUGGAAUUGAUUAAGUAGUGUUGCAAAUGCCUCCUUAUUUAUAGAUGGAGUCUAUCGAGUUGAAAUAAGAAGUUUUGUUAUUCAUUAUGAAGUACAUUGAAGCAUUACUUAAAAUUGAUUACAAACCAUUCAUAUUGCCAUUAAUUAAUUGUCUUUGUGAUAGAGUAAAAGAAGUUAGAUAGGCAGCCGAAUAAGUUUGUGAAAGAAUGGUUGAAGAUGUGGGCAUAGAUCCAUUUUUAAAUUAAAUGAAAGAUCUAAAGCCUGCAGUUGUUUAAUAAGUAAGGUUAUUUUUUGCUAAAUUUGGGAUGGCCGAAUUAGAAGACACAUCCAAAAGAACUGGGAAAACACCAAAAGGAAAACAAUAAUAAUUACAACAAAGUUAGUAAUAAGACAUCAGAAAUAUGAAGAGAAAUUUAACUACUAAAGAUUUACAAAAUGAUUUAAAUACUUCUCAAGAACCAAAAUAAAGAAAUGAAAGAACUCCAAACAAAUCAUUGCAUCAAAAAUCUCUCAAAACUUUACCAUAAGAUAAUACUCCUUUAAGAUAAUAAAAAGAAAAGGCAGUCUUCCAAGACAGCAACAGUUUAAUUGCAAAAAGUUCUAGCAUCAAGGAAAUGAAAUAACUAAGAAUACAAUCAGAUUCAGUUUAAUCAUGGGCUAAUGAUUGUUUUCCAAUUAGCACAUUUAGUGAUCUCUAUGUUUGUUUAAGAGAGGACCUUUACAAUAAUCUGAUGUCAUACAAUUAUAAGGACGUUAUGAAAGGUAUAUAAUAAUUGAUGACUGUUUGGAAUGAUCCUGAGUAAAAGUCAGAUAUAAUUGAAAUAAGUGAUUUACUUCUCAAAUUUGUACUUGUUAAAAUAUAUGGAAGUUCUGCUAAUCAACUAUUAAUGAAUGCCUUGAUUAGCUACUUAGAUGCCUUCUUUUAAACAAUUUCAAAAGCAAGGUAUAUCUUGACUGAAGUAGAAUAAAUUGUUACAAUCUCCAUUAUAAGAGAAUUGAUCUACGCUGGAGUUGACGUCCAUCUAGAGUUAAUUCAAAAUUUACAAUAUGUAUUCUCAGCUGUGAUACUUUUAGAAAAACUUCUGCAAUUAUUAAAAAUUAAUCCUUAAAUUAUGCAUCCAUUUUUAAUUGAUUAAAGGGAUAGGAUAAAUACCCAAAUAUGCAAUUUAAUCAUCUAAGGUUAAUUGGCCAGAUACUUUCCUUUGGAUCUAUUCCCAGAGUACUCUUAAUAUUUAACUAAAGAAUUACAAAAUGAACUCAUAGCUUUACAUGGAUAUCAUUCUAUUAGAAGAUACACUUAAUAAUAAUAGCCAAAUUAACAAUAAUAAUAACCAUAAUAACAAUAAUAAGUGAUUUAAUCAACUUAGUAAUAAUAAUAAUAUUAAACUGGAAAGUAACCUAUUAUAUAAGGCACUGUAUAAUUAUAAUCAGCAAAGGAUCCAAGAUCACAGUAAUUCUUGUAAAUUUUAGAUUCUCUUCUUAGUUAAUAAACCUCUCAAAAUAUAGAGUCUUUAAUGUAAAUUAGUGAUUUGCUUACCUAAAAUAUUUAAUAAAAUUAAUAAUUAUUUGUUGACAAUGCCGAGGCAAUUUGCAAAUGCUUUCAAACUUUAUUAUAGAAUACGUUUAACUAAAGAGAAACAUAUCCUGCCUAGUUUAUAUAGUUCUUUUUAUAAGCAUUGAAUAAAUUGUAUUAGCUAAAGGCUUAUGUAAACUAAUUACCAUAUGAACUAUUAUGUGGAUUUACUGAAGAGAUUAUGCUUAGACUGCUAUUGGAAGACGAAUUGAAGAAUCAGUAAGAAAAUGGAGAUGCUAUCAAGCAACUUAAUUCUACUAUUCUUCGUAUCUUAGAAAACACUAGUUAAGAUAUUAUGUUUUCAAUAUUAUUUGAUGUAUUGACCAAACAUAGGCGUAGAAGCAAUGCAUAAAAAAUGAUAGAUUUGCUAGUUAAAUGCAUAGCUAGAUUAACUGUCAAAAUCGAAUAAAAUAGUAAUAUUAGGAUUGAAUUACUCCUUCUUAAAUUUCAUAAUUAUUUAAAUGAGUUCUCGAUGAGUCCAAAUUUUGCUCUUGAUGAAAAAGGAGUUAAAACUAUAAAAGUUGUACUUUAAUAGUUGGUUAAGAUAAAAGGAGAAAGAAUUUGGGAAAAUUAUCAUUUAGUCAGCAGAAGUACUUCAUAGGAUCAAUAUUUAAAUAAAUGGAUACAAGCGUAUUUAGGCAAUCCUUCUUUGUAAAAUGCAUAACAAGAAAAUAAUCUUCCAGAUCAAGAACUAUAAUAAAUAAUCGACAUGUUAAGAACACCUUCAUUAUUAGAUGGAGGCAUUCUAAAAAUGGUAGAAAAAAUUAAGAGAAGUCCAAGUAUCAUAUUUUAAAUAAUGUAGAUAUCUAAUGGCAAAAGUAUGUCCCAGAUUAAUAAGUCUAAUUACUUAUAUAGUAGUAAUUGACAAAUGGAUAAUUAUCCAAUUAGGGAGGUUACAUGAGUACUUAACCUUCAUUAUAAUAUUCCUAUCAAACACAACUACCUCUAUAACAAUCACAAUUAUAAUAACCUUAACUCUCUGUUAAACCUUAGUUAUAACAAUAAUAAUAACAAUAAUAAUAAUAAUAAUAAUAAUAAUAAUAAUAAUAAUAAUAAUAAUAAUAAUAAAUUUUACAGCAAUUACCUUCUUACUCAAGAACAACAAGAGCAGCUGAUCCUUAAUAAUAAUUUAAUGAUUCUUUUGGUGUUUAAUAGAUCAAUCAAUAUAUGUCAGUUAAUUAAUAUCAAAUGAAUUAAAAUCAAAUAGGAUAAUAACAAUAAUAAAAUGUAAAAACUCCAGAGUACCUAAUGUAAAAAUUAACCGACAUGAAAAAUAAAGUUCAAACUCUAGUAGGACCAAAUAAUGUAUAAUAAGCAUAGAAUCCUAGAUAAUUCCAAAAUAAUCGUAUGCCUUAAUGA
This is a messenger RNA of Paramecium octaurelia, 6140 nucleotides long. NCBI's taxonomy places the organism in Eukaryota, Ciliophora, Oligohymenophorea, Peniculida, Parameciidae. The record is from the annotation of a GenBank genome assembly.